Molecule: messenger RNA, 1686 nt
Organism: Wallemia ichthyophaga EXF-994
Lineage: Eukaryota; Fungi; Basidiomycota; Wallemiomycetes; Wallemiales; Wallemiaceae
Product: F-box/WD repeat-containing protein 11
Exons: 4
Coding region: 1-1686 (561 amino acids)
Molecular function (GO): protein dimerization activity
Source: RefSeq, a predicted model, not a curated record
AUGAAGUUUAUGGAUAUUUUGUCGGCUAUAAUACCUGGAGUACACAAGGAUAUAAUAAGUGAAUUGCCACUAGAAAUAUCAAUAUACAUACUGGUACACAUAAACCUUGAGGACAUUCUCAACUGCCAAUUAGUUUGUAAAUCGUGGAAUGAUGUAGCCAGUGAUAAUCUCAUAUACCGCGACUUGUUCUACAGAUUUGGUUGGGAGCUUUCUGAUCAAGUGAAGGAUACACCGCCGCCUACACCUGCAUACACACCACCUACACUCUCUCGAUCGAGCUCAGUGGGUAGUUUAUCUAGGUCAAGUGGAUUAAGCAGAUCAAAUAGCGUUAACAGAAGUGCAUUUGCGAGUGGAAUAAACAAAAACACUCAAUUCACUCCACUAUCAAUAACUGAUUCACCAGCACACACAGUGCACACACCACACACACCACACACGCCAUCCACACCACUCACUCCACUCUCUUUCAAACCAACCUCACUCGACUGGUACGAGUUGUUCAAAUGCAGGAUGCAAUUAGAGCGCAGGUGGUUUGGUGGUGCUGAUCCCAAGAUUGAUUUCCUCCAAGGGCACACAGACAGCGUGUACACAGUAGCGUUCGACGACGAGAAGAUUCUGUCAGGUUCGCGCGACAGAUCGAUACGUAUCUGGGACAUGCAGACGCUGCGACUGCUUGCGACGUACUCUGAUGCGCACGACGGUUCAGUGAUAAGUCUCAAGUUCUGCAAAACGUUUGGAGUGUCCGCCGGCUCUGAUGGGGUGGUACAUGUAUGGAAGCUGGGCAGUGGACGUACGCUAGGGCGGGCGAAAGUAGCGCGUACACUCUCACACCACACGGCGGGAGUCCUCGAUGUAGACUUCAACAACCAUUUCAUCGCUUCGUGUAGUAAAGACUCAAGUAUUUGUGUCUACUCACGUAAGAGCCUCACUUUGCUCUACCAACUCGAUCACGCACACUCGUCGCCCGUCAACAGCCUCUCGAUCACCAAAUCUAACGUCCUCGCUAGUGCGGGGGGCGAUAAGGCUAUCAAUGUCUGGAAUCUCGAUGAGGGUAGGUUGGUGAGACGGAUUGAGAAUACGCAUAGUAGAGGUAUUGCUUGUAUAGAUGUUGACAAUGAGGUCAUUGCGUCGGGUUCUUCUGAUAAUACCAUACAGCUAUCGCUUACUGAUGGAACUCACCUGUGUAACCUCGUCGGUCACGCUGGGUUGGUGAGGUCGCUGCAGAUCGAUAGCGCACGUCGUAUCAUUGUUAGUGGCAGCUACGAUCGCUGCGUUAAGGUGUGGAAUCUUAAUAAGGUCGACGGCGAUAUUCAAUACACUAACACGGUCAAUCAUCACUCCUCUCUCAUAUUUGACCUCGCUUUUGAUAGUAGGAGAAUCGUCACAGCUUCACAUGACAAGCGGAUAAUGGUGGUGGAUUUCUCGGCGUGGAUGACAAAGUACGAAUUGACAAAGGAGGAGAAGGAAACACAUCGCAGGCAGCAGCAUUCAGAGCUCGAGAAGAGACGUAGGUUGAGAGUGAAUAUGCGUUUCGAGGAGCUGCGACAGCUCGUCAGCAACGAUACCAACAACGAUAAAUCUAAGCCGAGUGAUUUCAAGCUGACGGUGCUGGAUGAUACGAUAACCCACAUCAACAACCUCAAAGCGAGGAUAUCAAGUUUAGAGAAGCAGGUAAAAACAAGCUAA